Molecule: messenger RNA, 2338 nt
Organism: Ricinus communis (castor bean)
Lineage: Eukaryota; Viridiplantae; Streptophyta; Magnoliopsida; Malpighiales; Euphorbiaceae
Product: plastidic glucose transporter 4
Exons: 14
Coding region: 332-1996 (554 amino acids)
Biological process (GO): transmembrane transport; carbohydrate transport
Cellular component (GO): membrane
Molecular function (GO): carbohydrate:proton symporter activity
Source: RefSeq, a predicted model, not a curated record
AGAAACAGAGAAUGAAGAGAGAGCGGUGGGUGCGGCCCACGUGCACUCCCCACCUGCGACAGCUCCUGAAUAACGCAACCCAAAAUCUCAUCCAAAAUCCUAAAUCUACGUAAUCAUCUCUUUCUUAUUUCCUUUUAUUUUUAUUUUCGUUGGUUAAAUUAUCAAAACCAUUAUUAAAAAAUAAAAAGAAAAGAGUUGAACUCGCCACCAACUUUUGUUCCAUUGUUUGGUAAGCACUUAGUAAACGAACUGUCUCUCCUCUCUCUCUAUCUCAACGGAUUUUCCAAAGUCUCUAUCAGUUCAUUGAAUUUUCAAAAGUCAAAGGAAGCAAAUGCAAGCAUCAUCAAUGUAUGCAAUUAAAGGUGGCUUAGGCACUGGUUUUCACUUUCAGCCACUUAACCGGAGGAUUAGGAACUCUAAUCAUACUUCAUUUACAUCACUAUCUGAUUUUAAGAAGAAUCUUUGCAUGACUACUAGUAGUAGGGAUAGUAACCGGAUCAGUUGCUGCGGAUUGGGUGCUGUUGAUUCGGUUUCCAUGGGGACUGAACUGGUCCGAACCGCUUUUUCUCGCUCUCGGUUUCCGGUUAAGGCUAUGGCUUCCGAUGGAGAUAUUGAAGAAGCUACUCCUAUUAUUAAUCCACCCCAAAGAAAGUCUACCGGAACUGUUUUGCCAUUUGUGGGUGUUGCUUGUUUGGGAGCUAUUUUGUUUGGUUAUCAUUUGGCGGUGGUGAAUGGCGCACUUGAGUAUCUUGCUAAGGAUCUUGGGGUAGCUGAAAACACUGUCUUACAAGGAUGGAUUGUUAGCACGCUACUUGCUGGUGCCACUGUUGGUUCAUUUACUGGGGGAGCCUUAGCAGACAAGUUUGGCAGAACAAGAACUUUUCAAUUAGAUGCAAUUCCUCUAAUAAUUGGAGCAUUCCUUACUACUACAGCACAAAAUGUGCAGACUAUGAUAAUUGGCCGUCUACUUGCUGGUAUUGGAAUUGGCAUAUCCUCUGCCAUUGUGCCUCUUUACAUAUCUGAGAUCUCACCAACUGAAAUCCGUGGUGCACUGGGGUCUGUAAACCAACUUUUCAUUUGUAUUGGAAUUCUUCUGGCUUUGGUGGCUGGAUUACCAUUAGCAGGAAACCCCAUAUGGUGGAGAACCAUGUUUUGUAUUGCAGCUGUCCCUGCUAUUCUAUUGGCACUGGGAAUGGCAUUUUCACCAGAAAGCCCCCGAUGGCUUUUUCAGCAAGGAAAAAUUGCUGAAGCAGAGAAGUCCAUAAAGACGCUUUAUGGAAAAGAUAGAGUUGCCGAGGUUAUGCUAGAACUAUCAUCUGCCGGUCAAGGUGGUUCUGCAGAGCCAGAGGCAGGGUGGCUUGAUCUAUUUAGCAGCCGCUAUUGGAAAGUUGUAAGUGUUGGUGUGGCACUUUUCUUUUUCCAGCAGAUGGCUGGAAUAAAUGCUGUGGUGUAUUAUUCAACUGCAGUGUUCCGCAGUGUUGGAAUUGCAUCUGAUGUCGCAGCAAGUGCUCUUGUUGGGGCAUCAAAUGUCUUUGGCACAACUAUUGCAUCGUCUUUAAUGGACAAACAAGGGAGGAAAAGUCUUCUAAUUACAAGCUUUUGUGGAAUGGCUGUUUCAAUGUUGCUGCUUUCCUUGUCCUUUACUUGGAAGGUCCUUGCACCCUAUUCUGGCACCCUUGCUGUUCUUGGGACUGUUUGCUAUGUCUUAUCAUUUUCACUUGGUGCUGGUCCCGUGCCUGCUCUUCUUCUGCCAGAGAUAUUUGCCUCCAGAAUCAGAGCGAAAGCAGUUGCUUUAUCCUUGGGCAUGCAUUGGAUCUCCAAUUUCUUCAUUGGUCUCUAUUUCUUGAGCGUCGUAAACAAGUUUGGGAUCAGCACUGUGUAUUUGGGAUUCUCAGCCAUCUGUCUUCUCGCCGUCUUGUACAUAGCGGGUAAUGUUGUGGAAACAAAGGGACGAUCCUUGGAGGAAAUAGAGCGCGCUCUUAACCCUGCAAUUUGAUUCCCUGCAAUUUGAUUCGAGUGUCUGUCGAAAGUGCGUAAGGUAAUAAUUCUGCUGCAGCUCUCCAUUGACCUUAAAAGGAGAUGGCACAUUUUCUUUCUCGGAUGUCCGCACUACUCAAGACAUUACUAGGCUGCUUCCUGUGCCCCAUUUUAGGGCCAAAUGUUAAAUCAGUUGUAACCAGCUUUUUCUGAACUGUCUGUUGUGUAAUCUUGGAAAUCGGAGUUGGGGCAGUGCUAAAUGAGGCCAUAGGAGCUGAAUGGUAAAUAUCCUGAUUGUUCAUGCAGUCAAUUUUGGCUGUGUGAUUUUUGCACUUAAUAAAACAGCUUUGCCAACAUCAAA